Messenger RNA from Strongylocentrotus purpuratus (purple sea urchin), 3754 nucleotides. RefSeq lists its product as uncharacterized. The record is from RefSeq and is a predicted model, not a curated record. Bases 159 to 1769 code for a protein of 536 amino acids. Lineage: Eukaryota; Metazoa; Echinodermata; Echinoidea; Camarodonta; Strongylocentrotidae. The transcript is spliced from 11 exons.
GUCAACGACAUGAAUGAGGUCAGGGAGAGAGAGCACGCGACCAUUACAGAGUCAGUUCGUGAGCAAAACUGUGCUUGAGCGAUGAGGAGUUAGUAAGCACUGGGUAUACUUGCUGGGUCGAUCCUUUUCUAUUGGAGAGGCGAACAUAAUUUGCAAAGAUGGCACAUAUUCCAUUCUAUAUUCCACUUUUGGUGGUUAUAAUUACGGUAUAUGUUUCUUGGUGCAUAUCUGGAGCAGGCGCCCUUAGAUCUGGUGGCGUGCCAUUGACUUGCACGAGUCCUUGUCAACAAACGGAUGCAUCUCGUGUUUCAAGUUCACCUUUACCACCAUGCGUUAUUACUCCAAAUUGCUGGAAUCGGGACACCGUACCUGUCAACCAGGCACCAGGGGGUCCCCUCCAGGUUGGUAUGGGUUCUUCAUCCGUCGUAGGACCAGAUGCAAAGGUCUACCUGGAGAUGUCUCCUCAGUGGCGCGCAUCACAAGAUCGCAUCAGCCUUUUGACUGGAUAUGAAGUUAAGGUCAUGUGCAACAGGAAUGUUUGUGCUUCACAAUAUUUCUGUGUCACAGUCUCAUUCAACAGAACAUUGACCAUUGAGGACACUCGUUCGAAUUUUACGGUGAGCUGUCAGUAUGGGAAUUUUUCCCAGCCUAGCAUGGACUACGUCAUCAUUAUCCGGAGCCUUCCAAAGAAUAAUGAUGAUUCAAACAAAGCAAGUCAUAUUGCAGCACUUCCAAGUUGUAAACAAAAACCACUGGUUUCUCUUUGCCAUAUUGACUCUCCUGAGGACUGGGUGCCAGAAUAUAAACCAUUUAUUAGUCAGAUCAGCAAUGGUUCUGUAGUCGUCUCGUUUUGGCCGAGUACCAGUAAGACAUACCCUAGAUACCAUGUUUUGCUUGAGGAAGUAGUAAACGUUAAAGAACGCAGAAUGCCAAUCUUCUUUGAAGCACACUUUGAUUCACAAAGAGAUGGUAACCCGUAUGUGUAUUUUAACAACGUUCCCAAAGGAAUUUAUAUAGCAUAUGUAUGUAUUGAUGAGAGCAUUUGUCCAGAUUGCCCGAUUUUCAAAUCGAGCAAUAACAUUACUGCUCUUGCUAUGCCCACUCCCACCCAAUCAACAACACCUACUUCACCCCGAACCACCACCCGUCCUAGAGACCCUGAGAAGGUCUCAAAUAAAUCAGCAUCCCCGCUCCCUUUGGCUGCGCUGGCAGGAGCCCUGGGAGGGAUCCUUGGGGUUAUUCUCAUCAUAUUCCUCAUAGCCCGCACGCGUAAAAGGAACUCUUUACCUCCUUCCAAAAAGAGUGGUGAUGAGAAAGAGAUUGGAGGAGAUCAUUUGGGAAGGUCGCCCAUGCUUCAUCGGAAUAACGUGCCAUACGAUGACUGCGAUUCAAUAACUGGGACAGGCUACAUCAACCAGUGGCCGCCACCGUGGUCUAGCAACAGCGACUACGACAACAAUCUCUUUGGCAUCUCGAACCCCUCCAUGAUCCCUCCCAUCAUCCAUAAUGAAUGGAAACAGACCAAUGGGAGACUUGCACAGGAGAGUGAGUUCUACGCCAACACCAUUGGAUACCAGAGAGGAGAUAGCAUCAGUAAGGUAGCAGUAGAUGUACAUUCUUCAAUGGAAAUCCAAACAUCAAUUAAAAGUGGCCUUCCUUCGAUGGAGCCACCGGACUCUGGAGUAGACUCCAUCUAUUCUGAAGGCACCACGGAAGAUGGACAAACGUUGUUCUCGUUAGCUUUGACUAAUCUUGGUGAGGAGGUAUAGGUUUGGUUGUAAUUCCGGUGGUUGGAAAUAGACACACGGGAGACUCGCGCAGGAUAGUAAGUUUUACCUCAACACCAUUGGAUACCAGAAAAGGGUGAGCAUCAGUAAGGUAGCAGUUGGUGUGCAUUCUUCCAUGGACCACCAAACAUCCUUCAAAAGUAGCCUUCCUUUAAUGGAGCCACCGGACUCUGGAGUAGACUCAAUCUACUCUGAAGGCACCAUAGAAGAUGGACCAACAUUGUUUUCAUUAGCUUUGCUUUGAAUAAUUAAGGUAUAUAAGAAUUGUUAUAUGGUGUACCAACGUAACGCCUUACUCCUAUUGAUGUACGUGGGAAAUGACCUAUUUCUCCAGGUGCCUUCCAAUUGUGUCUGUUUCAACCAGUAGACUUCUAAAUACUUGCAAUCCAAUAAGAUUAUUGUAGGAAUUUGUCAGUUCCUAAAGACUAUGGAUUUCCCCCAUUUACUGGAGGAUGGCUUGAGAAACAACUGGCAUUCAAGAAAGAUUGACGGUAUUUAAUGUUAAUUGUUGAUAUUAUUGAAUUGGCAUAUCUUGCUGAAUAUCAAUAUGUUUUCUUUCAUUGUUUAGAUUGUGUUGUGGAGUAUGUGCAUUCUGGAAAAUAUAUGUAAAUAUUUCAACCAUAGCUGACCUUUAAUUACUUUAUGUUUAUGAGCGUUUAUGAGCAUUUCUGCAACAAUGACCACUUUUUCUAUGCAGGGUUAUUGUAGUGAAAGAUUUUAAAGGACAACAUCAGACUCUCAUCAUUGUAGAUCAGUAAAAUUGAUGUAAAAGUGGACGAGUUUUUCCAAAGGGCAUUAUCGUGUUUUUUUUAAUUUGUAAUGAAAAUGUUCGUGAACAUAUUUGAAGUUUACUUGUUAAAGUGACGACUAAUAACAAAAUUCACAGCAGAGAAAUUGGCAUAUUUCUGCCUUCAUCUUGUAGAUAUUGGACUACUUAUUUAAUCUCUUGCAAGUGGUGCUUCUGAACUUCUCGCACUACCUUUAAAACGUUAGAUAAGUAUAAAUAUAAUUACAGUAACGGGAUAUAGCAACGAUAUAAUUUCCCUUGUUAAUAUGAACUAUAUUGAUCAUGUGUCAUAAAAUGCACUAUUGACAGUGAAACGAAACAGAGAGUAUUUGUAUUGAUAGAUAAGCUUAUGAGUUAAUGUGUAAUAACAAAUAAAUAUAGGAAUUUCUAUUGAUACUACUCAGGAAUAAGCGUAGGAGAGUGAUAAAUGUGUAAUAUAUAUUCAAUUUGUGUAUUUCAAAUGGAAAUGUUUGUAUAUCAUGAUUUCUGAAUGCUUUGUGUUUUCUGGUAAGAUACGUUUUUUAUAUUUGUAUUGUAAAAUAAUCGUUCCCCUGUCUCUGGUUCAUUGUGUGGCUCAUGGUGCUAACUUGUAACCAAUCAUAGUGUCUCUAAAGUCGUUCAAGUUGAAUUCAUAAACACAAACUUAAAAAACGACUAAUAUUAUUUAUAUAGGUAACAAGAGAAAAAUCACAUUAAAAGGGACAGUAUUUAAAUAAAAUCUUACGAUAUAAAGCUGAAGUUGACAACAACAAAAUAAUUAAGAAUAUAGAAUGAUUAAAUAUGACUACUUGAUUACUUGUGAAUCUUGUCACAAUUAUUUAGAAAACACAUUAUCGAUAAAUUAAGGAUUAAUCUCGUCUUCAUUAUUCAAUGAUUUAUGCAAAACUAGAUGCUGCAUAUAAAGUGAAAGCUAAAGUUAUUGAAUUUGGAAAUGUGUAUCCUAAUAGUAUCAUUUCAUUUCUAAUUUCUGUAGUCAUUUCAUUUGAUUUCAUUUUUUGCUUAAGAUUCAUGCAACAUGCUUGCAGUGAGUGUGAUUAAAGGAUAUCCAUCAUUUCUUAGUUGGUGAUGUAUGUUUGGCGAACAAAGGGGGGAGACACUGAGGUAAUUACAAGAUUACUAUUUUUUAAUGAUUUGCUGAUAUCCAAGCAAGCAUUAUUGAAUAAAUCCUUUUUGCUCUUAA